Ictalurus punctatus (channel catfish) is the source of this 1588-nucleotide messenger RNA. RefSeq lists its product as uncharacterized. Bases 181 to 1170 code for a protein of 329 amino acids. The record is from RefSeq and is a predicted model, not a curated record. NCBI's taxonomy places the organism in Eukaryota, Metazoa, Chordata, Actinopteri, Siluriformes, Ictaluridae. The transcript is spliced from 2 exons.
UGGAAAGCAGCACUGGUGUUCUAGUCAUCAGAGUUCCAUGACAAUAUAGAAUUUACAUUAAAAUGUUUUGCAUCAAUCAAAUAGUUUUGACAAAUAACAACUUUUGAAAGUUUUGACUAAUCAAGAUGAACACUCAAAACUGACGAAAACAAUGACAGCUAUUCAAAUUCAGCACAAGACAUGGGUGAAGAUGCAGCUCCUCGAAAGUCAAGUCCUUCUGAGCAUAUGUCACUUGAGAAUAUCGUUCUGGAAGCACCUAACACUGAAGAAACUUUGGAAAUAUCACAGAGCAAAAACACUGAUUCACUCCACUUAACAGAAAGUGAUGUGUCAGAAGGAAAAGAUGAAGUCAGUGAAAAUCUUAGGUCAUGCGAUGCAUCUGUGAACGAUGAAAGGAAAUGUGACCAAGGAAAUGGGGAAGAUGUUCUUACAGAUCUUAAGACCACUAAUCUACAAUCAUUUUCAGACAUGAGUAAAGUCAUAGUUUUCCCAAAAUCAGAGACUGUCUCCAAUCCCAACACCUCUACCCCAACUUCCAAAAACAUCUUACCUUCUUUCAGCUCCUUUAUAAAAGGCAGUGCUAAAUCUCAACCACGAAGGAUGUCAACCAGUGACAUGGAUUCCAAAAACUUCCCUCAAGCAUCUUCCAGAAGAUGUGCUUCUCAAGAAAGCACUUCCACAAAGACGUUCCAGCUACAUAGAAUACGCCGCCGUUCUAAGUCAGAAUCAAAUGUCAACCAGAACCCAGACUCAUUGUGUGGUAUGAUCACAGCCUUCCCCUGUCCUACUGAGGUCUCUAGACCUAUUACGACUUCUCAGAGAGAGGUGAUGAAAAGGAAGGCCCAACGUGAGAGAGAACAGGCGGCUCGAGUCACUAAUUUGGGCCUGGACUGUAACGUGCUAGCAAACAGAGAACAGUAUCCACUGGAAAUUUAUCCCCUGUCUGUACACUAUUCAAUAAGUAUUUCUGAGCAUAUGUCACUUGGGAAUAUCGAUCUGGAAGCACAUAAUGAUUCAUUCCACUUAACAGAAAAUGAUGUGUCAGAAGGAAAAGAUGAAGUCAGUGAAAAUCUUAGGUCAUGUGACGCAUCUCUGAACGAUGAAAGGGAAAGUGACCAACAAAAUGGGGAAGAUGUUCUUACAGAUCUUAAGACCACUAAUCUACAGUAGAAUCAUUUUCAGACAUGAGUAAAGUCAUAGUUUCCCCAAAAUCAGAGAGUGUCUCCAAUCCCAACACCUCUACCCCAACUUCCAAAAACAUCUUACCUUCUUUCAGCACCUUUAUAAAAGGCAGUGCUAAAUCUCAACCACGAAGGAUGUCAACCAUUGACAUGGAUUCCAAAAACUUCCCUCAAGCAUCUUCCAGAAGAUGUGCUUCUCAAAAAGCACUCCCACAAAGACUGUAACAUUUAGUAUGACUGAGAACAGUAUUCACAGGAAAAUUACCCACCAACAAAGGCAAGCAACUAAUGAAGAAUGCUAAAAACAUUGUGUAAACAAAAACGAAAAUCAAAUUUAGAGUUAUAUUCAGAUAUAUUGAUAUCCUUCUGUUCCUGUUUAGAUAAAAUCUUUUGUUAUGCUGGUUGAA